AUGCCUGUCUUGACCACGCUGCGCCAGAGCCCGACAUACCUCUAUGUCAAGGUCUACUGCGUCUGUGCCCUUGUGACACUGUUCCAGGCGGCUCCCGUGACGUCUCGUAUCCCGCGCAUCGGGCAGAAGCUCCAACUCAAUCAGUAUCGAAUCAUACGUACGAGGCUUGGACCGCGCAUCGUUCCGGUAGAAGAAGCUAGCUCCCUUCCGGUUGCCGCAAUCGCAGCUCAGCAAGAUGCAAGCAGCAUCUCGGCCAACGAGCUGGUCAUUUCCAGCGACGUACUCGGAUCGACCGAACCGGAGUCUCUGGCCAAUAAGCUUUUGAAGCGAUGGUCACAACGUGCCAGGGAUCUCGCUCACGUCAAGCAGCUCCUGCGUGCAGAUGGCGAGGACGUAAAGGCGUACCCCGAGCUCGACUGGGAUGCCACCGUUAGGCGGUCCUCGGCCCUUCACCCCGAAGAGGCCAGAUUUCUGGCCAAACGCCAGCAGCGGAUUUCGUCACAGGGAGAGGAUAGCCUGAAGCACUUGCUCGGACUUCCCGAGAGCGAAGAUGUGCAUCCUCUCGACGUGCCCCUGGUGGCCUUGGGUGGCUCAGGCGGCGGGUACCGCGCCAUGUAUGGCUUUGCCGGCUUCAUCGCUGCAGCCAAACGAGCGGGCCUGUGGGACUGCCUCUCGUGGGCCGGAGGUGUAAGUGGAAGCUGCUGGACUCUGGCCGCCUACUACACCAUCGCCUACCAAAAUGCAGACCGGCUGGUGCGCCACUAUCUGACGGUGGCUAGCGAGCUUGCGCACCCGAUGAGCGUGCACGCACUCGACACCGUGGCGCGCAGCAGUCGUGGCGUGUACUUUCUGCUCGGCCCGCUGAUCCGCAAAGCUCAGGCUGGAAUCGUUGGUCUCGGCAUCAUGGACCUGUAUGCCACACUCACCACGACCUACCAGUUCCUCUCUCGGGAACCGCGCGCACGGCUGAGCCGAGCCAGCUUCCAGUUCUCCAGAGUCUGGUCGCGCUCUGGCGUCAGCACGGCCGCCGAGCCGAUGCCCAUAUUCACGGCUGUCCGUGUGGCGCCUCAAGAUGCGCCAGGCGUUCGUCCGCACACCGACUCUUCGCUCAGCAAGGGCCAGCCUCCGAAGCGCGCGCUCACCCAGCACCAGUCGGCGGCUUCCCAGGCGCUUGCUGACAAUCAGACACAUAGGCCAUCGCCGGAGCCUCCGCGUGAUGUUGGAGCGCAAGCAUCAACGGACGACCGUACCGAUGUCUAUGCGCUUCCUGCGGCAAAGGGUUACUUCCAGUGGUUUGAGGCGACUCCGCUCGAGGUCGGAAGUGCCGAUGCGCAGGGCUACAUCCCGACGUGGGCGUGGGGACGGCCAUUUGUCUCGGGUCGUUCGCUCGAACGCAGGCCCGAAGAGUCGCUCUCGCUCCUGCUGGGUCAGUGCACCAGUGCGCCCGCCGGACCACUGACAGGCUACAUCUCAGCGCUGCUGGCGUCUUUGCCAAAGGGCACGCUCAUGUCGCGACUGCUGCACUUUCUCAACAACUUUGUCCGCAUGAAGCGGUGGGAGCGCCGCUGGGGCAAUCCCAUCCGCGCCGGCGACGAACCGAACCCUUUCUACGGCCUCAACGUUGCCCCCGUCCCCAAAGCGCUGGAGAGCAACAUCCAGCGGCCCCGGAUCAUCGGCAUUGGAAUCGACAUUCUGCAUCUGCCUCGGCUCGAGGCGCUCUUGCGCAGGCGGCAGACACAUCAACGUCUCCCCAAAUCCUUGACUGCAACGGAGGCAGACGCUGAAUCGACCGCCAUGCACAGACUAGCCAAACGCAUACUGUGCGAGUCCGAAAUGGACGAAUACGAGCAGCUGGCGCGGCAGGAGCGCGAAGCGGCCGAAGUCGUCCCACAACUCCGGAGGUACCUUUCCGUGCGAUGGGCCGCCAAGGAGGCGGCCUACAAGGCUCUCUACCCGCGCUUCGUGCUUUCUUGGAAGGACCUGUGCGUGCACAAGCCUGGUUCGGCCCGCACGACGUCGGGACCUAUCGAUGCGGUCGACCUAUCGCGCCUCGAACAGCAGGGUUUCCGCACCAGGAAGCCCGAGCUCACGCUUUCCGACGAGUGGCGCUCCAAGCAUCCCGGUGUGACUGCUGUUCCACACUUGCAUCUCAGCCUGUCGCAUGACGGCGAAUACGUCGUCGCCAAUGUGCUCGCUGAGGAAGCUGGCGGCUCGAAUGACGCCCAGACAAUACGUCCGGCGAGCAUUUUUCCGCGCAAAGACGUCGACGAGUGGCGUGAUCUUCAAGUGAGGCUUCCCGCAUCUUCGGCGAGCGGAUCUGCGGAUCUGGACCACCUCGAGGACGGCGCAGCGGAGGAAUUGGGGAUGGCCCCCUCCGCUAUCGCCGACUGCCGCGACGCAGAGGUGAAGCCUGAGACCUCGGACGCAUUUGCGUCGUGGGAGUCACAGGGACGCAUUCGGCUCAUGGACGCCGGCAUGUCGAACAAUCUGCCGAACCACAUCCUUGCGCGACGCGAGCGCGGCGCGGACAUCAUCAUCGCCUUCGACGCCUCGUCGGACGUGCAGGCGGGCUCGGCGAUGCGGCGCAUCCACAACUUUGCCGACGACUGCAACGUGGUGCUCACCGACGAGACGCACCAGUUCGAUCGCACCGUGCCCGCAUCUCUUCAAGGCGAGACUGCUCGUGCGCUCGAGGCGCGCUUCAUCGAGCAGUACGCACGCGUCCUGCGCGGCACGCGCAGCGACAGUUCGGCCUUCUGGCUGGUCUACUGUCCUCUACUUCCGAACCCGACCAAUCCCGGCUACGACCCGAGUACAGCGCCGUUCAGCAACUCGUACAACCUCGUCUGGACACCCGCCCAGGUCGAGACGCUGCUCAAGACCGCACAGGCCAAUGUGGAGCUGUAUGCGCUCGAGCGCAUCAAGCAGGUCAUGCGACGCGUGUACCACGACAAGAAAGCCGCCCGCCUCGCAGCCGCCGCUUCCCAACAAACUGCAUAA
This is a messenger RNA of Moesziomyces antarcticus, 3000 nucleotides long. Its product is annotated as cytosolic phospholipase A2. Gene Ontology annotation, cellular component: cytosol. The record is from RefSeq and is a predicted model, not a curated record. Gene Ontology annotation, molecular function: holo-[acyl-carrier-protein] synthase activity; A2-type glycerophospholipase activity; magnesium ion binding. Bases 1 to 3000 code for a protein of 999 amino acids. Gene Ontology annotation, biological process: fatty acid biosynthetic process; glycerophospholipid catabolic process. The transcript has a single exon. Lineage: Eukaryota; Fungi; Basidiomycota; Ustilaginomycetes; Ustilaginales; Ustilaginaceae.